This is a messenger RNA of Candidula unifasciata, 936 nucleotides long. NCBI's taxonomy places the organism in Eukaryota, Metazoa, Mollusca, Gastropoda, Stylommatophora, Geomitridae. The record is from the annotation of a GenBank genome assembly.
AUGAAGAGGAGUUUGAGCGAGAUCGAUUCCGACGAUGAUGACUUCUCCGAGGAACUUAAGACUGGAAGGGACAGAAUCAACACCAGUUUGUCUGAACUCAGGAGACUUGUACCGUCUGCUUUCGAAAAACAGGGCUCAGCCAAAUUGGAGAAAGCGGAGAUUUUACAGAUGACAGUGGAUCAUCUGAAGAUUUUACAUCAGAAAGGUGUCAACAGUUACAAUUUCGAUCCUCACACGGUUGCAGUUGAUUACCGAGGUGUUGGAUUCCGAGAAUGCGCCGCUGAAGUGGCUCGUUACCUGGUCGCCGUCGAGGGACUCGACUUGCAAGAUCCACUGCGCUUGCGUCUUCUAAGCCACCUACAAUGUUUCUCUGCCCAGCGCGAAGCCUCAGCCAAGGCGUCUCUACACGGAAACGCCUGGGGAGGUGUAGGCAGCAUGACAGCGAUGGCCAGCCACAGCACCUUCACCGCAGCCCAAUACCCGGGCCCUUCCAUGACUUCGCCGAUGACUCAACACCACAGUUUAAACCAGUCUGAACAAAUGUCCCACAUGCCUACCUCUUCCCAUCAAGGCGGAGUCGUUGGGGGUUCACAAGGCGUCUACCCACCAACCUCAUCAUUCGACACAUCCCGACACGGACAAUCAGAUUCUCUCUUAUCUGGACACAUGCGACUCUCCGGAAGUGUUAACACAUCAGCGGCAGCGCCGAUAACUCCCAUGAACCACAACUCCGUUGGUCAGUCCCAGUUAUCACCUCCCUUGUUUUCAACGCUUCCCAACCUGCACACGCAGUUCCCAAUGUCUACGCUUAACAUGAACUCUGUCUCGUCAAUGAUGGCUGCCCAGAACUCGAACACUGCUUACCAGAGCCAGUUACAUAAUCUCGGCAACAAUGUAAAACCAUACAGACCCUGGGGUGGUGAGCUGACCUAUUGA